GUGUGCGCGCCAGACGGCGGGCGACGGCAGUCGGGCGAUGUGGGCCCUCCAGAGAGAGCUGCUGGCGGAAGCCGCGCUGGGUUACAUUUCAUGGUCUCUUUUCCAUGCCUUCCCAUCUAUGAUUUAUUACUUCCCCCUACAAACAUUGGCACUUACUGGUUGGGAAGUUAUCGCCUUUGCUUAUUUUUCUCCAGUAUUCUUAAUAUUUGGUCCCUUUUGGAAGUUGGCUAACAACAAGUAUAUGUUAGCCCUGCUAAGACUGACUAUGGUUGGAAGCAUAGCUUCAUAUCAAGCUCCAAAUGCUGUACUUCGACUAUUGAUCUUGGCUGCAGGUGUUUCCUCAUCGCUGGUGGUUCAAACAGUAACAUGGUGGUCAGGAGACAGUUUACAAAGAUACAGCAGGAUAUGGGGAUUCAUCCUAGGAAAAAUUCUUCUUCUUGUACUACGAAUCUGGUAUACUUCGCUCAACCCAGUCUGGAGCUCACAAACUGCCAACAUGGUCAUAUUGAUCAUAGGUUUCAUAGCAGCAGCUGACCGAAUUUUUACAGACCCAUAUAGUAAGAAGACUGGUGGUACAGCUAAAGAAACUGUUUCUGGGUCAAACUGGCUUUUGUCAGGGACAGCUUUUGGCAGCCUCAUAUUCCUCACAUUUUGGAUAUUUGGAGAAGUCUCCCUUGUUUCUAGAUGGGCUGUGAGUGGACACCCAUAUCCUGGGCCUGAUCCUAAUCCAUAUGGAGGUGCCAUUUUAUUGGGACUGGCUCAUGGAGUGAUGCUUUCGUUUUGGACUUGGUCUUCCCUCACCAGUUUUGGCUGGUGUCUGAUAGGUAUGGCAUCUUCUGCUGGUCUUCUUUACUUACAGACCUGGAGUGCUGCUAUAGCCGGCAACAUCCUUGCCGUGUUUACUAUGUGUGUAUGGCCUCGACUGAGUGGACAUUUCAUCAGCUCUCUGCAUCCUGGGAAAGCCAUGAGUACAGCCAUGUUUGUCUGUGUUCUAGAAAUUUUCUUCUGUGUGUGGUGCACAGCUUAUAAAUUUGUGCCAGGAGGAACUUACGUAAGAGAGAGUUCCCACCUUCUUCUAGGCUUUAUCAUGUUGUGUAUUGGAUCAGGUAUACUUACUGGCUCCAAAAAAGACCUCAACUAUGUAUUUCAAGUCAAAAGCAGUCAUAAACCACUUAUCAGACAGAGUGAAACAUGUAUUAAGCUAUUCUUGUGGCUACUUGUUGGUAUGGGUUUGCUAGGAUUAGGACUACGAUAUAAAGCUUAUGAGAAGAAAUUAGGUCACGGGCAUCCAAAGAGGGAUUUCUCUGCUAUGGUCUGGCCUUUCAGGUUUGGUUAUGACAAUGAAGGGUGGUCUAACCUGGAAGGGUCAGCUCUUCUGAUUAAUCAAACAGGUGCUGACUUCAUUACCAUUAUAGAGAGUGAUGCCUCCAAGCCAUUCAUGGGAAAUAAUGAUCCAACAAUGUGGUUAGGAGAAAAACUGGGUUUUUACACAGAUUUUGGUCCAAGUACAAGAGAUCACACUUGGGGGAUUAUGGUUCUUUCAAGAUACCCAAUAGUGAGAUCUACUCAUCAUCUUCUCCCAUCCCCUGAGGGAGAGAUUGCCCCAGCCAUCUCCAUGACUGUCAACUUUACAGGGAAGCUGGUGGAUUUUGUUGUUGCUCACUUUGGAAAUGAAGAAGAGGACUUGGACAGAAAACUCCAGGCCAGAGCUGUUGCAAAGCUGUUAAGGGCUAGCUCUAAGCAGGUUGUAUUUCUUGGAUAUAUCACUUCAGCUCCUGGAUCCAGAGAUUACACAGAGUUAAUUGAAAAUGGGAAUGUUUUGGAUAUAGAUAAUACAGAUCAUGACAGAUGGUGUGAUUAUAUUAUGUAUCGUGGACUAAUAAGGUUGGGUUAUGCCCGCAUUUCUCAUGCUGGCCUAAGUGAUUCAGAAGUUCAGAUGGCUAAGUUUCGGAUUCCAGAUGACUUAGGUAAUUAUAUUGACAAUGACAAAAUUGUCAUCAACCCCAGCCAAGUUCCUGAGGAUAUUCAUUUCAAUCCCAGGUUUGGAUCCUACAAAGAUGGACACAAUUAUGAACAUAUUCAUCAUUUUCAUAUGAGUACUCCCAAGUAUUUCAAAACAGGAGACUAGAAUGAGGAAAUAAUGUAUCAAUCUGGUGAAGAGGAAAGGUCUGGAGCUUUAAACAGAACUACAAACCAAACUGUACUGUGCAAGUUAAAAUGGAAAAACUAUCAGGUAGUACAAUAUUAUUAAAAUCUGCCUGUUAUGUCCUGACUGAUAACAGAAGAACCUGAGUGGACCAUAAAGAAAAGAUUUCUUAGUAUUUUGUUUAGAGUGUGUCAAUCAACAUGGACAUUGGUGUAAAAGGAAAAGUGAGUGUUUUUUUUAAAAUUUUAUUUUAUAGGGACAGAUUUGUCAGUAAUCUGGAGAACACUGGAGGGCAAAGCUUGUUGUAAAGCAGAGAAUUGGCGGCUGGACAUGGCUCUUUCAUUCUCUUUUAUGCUGCUGUGUUCUAUGCUGUGUGAUCCUGAAGGAAUUACUUGCCAUUUUGAAUGUAUCUAGCUGCCCUCCUCUAACAUGUCCUUUGCACUGGGAGCUCCAGCUGGCUAUACCAGUCCUUACUCUCAAAGACUAUCAACAGGCUGAGGGAUUCAAAGUCAUAGGAAUACAGCCAAUUUUGCUCAUUUUGAACAGCUUGAGCAAUACAAAAGAAUGGAGUAACAAAAUAUGUCCAUAUAUUAAAUUGCAUAAUCCUGAUAGUGCAACAAAAAGUACACAUCUGUCCAGGGUCUUCUCAGAUUAUAAAUUAUAGGACAUACUUUUCACUGGGAUGAGAAAGGAAACUAUAAAAUGUGGUCCAACCCCUAUAGCAUAUGCAUUUUGACACAUUGUGAUCAUAUUUGCAUUUGUUGCUGUUCUAAAUUAUGUUGUGCAAAUAUUUUAAUUCAUUCUUUAAUGUGUCCAUUUUGAUAUGCACAGCAGAUUUAAGAAGGACAUGACUUUUUCAAUAAAUUGUUUGCACAUGUUUCUAACAAACUGUUUAACAUCAUUUUAGUUAUGAAUGGUAAACUAGGUUUUUACCAAAUUGCUAUGGUUUUGAUACACUUUGGGCCAUAUUCUAUACCUUAAAUUAACACAAAAUCCCCUUAAUAAAAGUUAAGACUUCUAUGUACAAAAUAAAAGUCUGAUUGUAAU
Gavialis gangeticus (Gharial) is the source of this 3193-nucleotide messenger RNA. It is a transcript of the gene CWH43, whose product is annotated as cell wall biogenesis 43 C-terminal homolog. The record is from RefSeq and is a predicted model, not a curated record. The transcript has 16 exons. Gene Ontology annotation, biological process: GPI anchor biosynthetic process. The coding region runs from base 38 to 2128 and encodes 696 amino acids. Gene Ontology annotation, cellular component: endoplasmic reticulum. NCBI's taxonomy places the organism in Eukaryota, Metazoa, Chordata, Crocodylia, Gavialidae.